This is a messenger RNA of Neospora caninum, 921 nucleotides long. RefSeq lists its product as hypothetical. The coding region runs from base 1 to 921 and encodes 306 amino acids. Lineage: Eukaryota; Apicomplexa; Conoidasida; Eucoccidiorida; Sarcocystidae. The record is from RefSeq and is a predicted model, not a curated record. The transcript is spliced from 5 exons.
AUGCCGAGAGGCAGCCACCGAGGGGGAAUUUUCCCCGUUUCUGGGCUCACAUGGGGCAUGAACCGCCCGUACCUAAAGAGAGGUCUUUAUCAGCAUCGGAGAGAUCACAUCUUCACACCGCGCUGGGGCACAAGAACAGCCACUUUGAAUCCGUCCCCGCUUCCUGACGGCAGCACACGGAAAUGGGAAAACGAUGCCUUCAAAGCCUGGCCCCUGCACGGCUGUCCCCACCACGUGAAGCUCUACGCAGUCAAUGAAGCUCGGUACCUGGUUCCUGCAGCGCGCUGUACUGCUGGCCCUGAGAUCACCCAGUAUAUCCUCAAUCAACUCGACCCUGGAGGCGGGGGGAGGAACUACAGUGGUGUCGGCCGGCCAGAUGUGCGCUUGCCCCUCGCCAAGCCAGCCGCGCCUUCGACGAGUCACUUGCCGCACCAUCUCGUUCAGAUUGCCCGCCACGUCAUGGGCGAGGCAGGCGAGAGAGCCCGACGGAAGGCGCUUUCUUUUGCUUCUUCGCUCUCUGACCAAGGCUUCUCGCCGGACGUUUUCGAUCCCUUUGGAACUCCCCUUACAGAGCGAAGCAGAAUCAAGCGGCUGUACAACCUCGUCUGCGAGGCUGACGCGUGGCGGGUGAAACCGGACUCUCGAGGCGGGCGAGCUGUCUUCGCCGACGCAGUCAACGCGUUUCCCUUCGUUGACGAGAAAGCGGCGCUGGUGCGCGACUUGCCUCUGGCCGAGAUCCUGUACUCGCGGCACACCCAUCGGCUGCAGAGUCGCCGCCAUCCCUUCUGGAUCGACAUGGGCUACAAGAAGCGGAGAGUCCGAAUCCCGUACCUCUACAGGCGGCGCGUCGCGAAGGAGGAGGCACAGGAACGCGAGUUCGGGCUCUCUCGCACGCAUGGAGCUCAGAUCUCAGGUGUUUGA